Messenger RNA from Geodia barretti, 2165 nucleotides. NCBI's taxonomy places the organism in Eukaryota, Metazoa, Porifera, Demospongiae, Tetractinellida, Geodiidae. The record is from the annotation of a GenBank genome assembly.
UAAGCAUGAACAUUACGUACGUAAGAUGACGUAUGACCUAUGACAACAUAACCGGACAUGCAUGCAGAUAGACAACAUUACGCAAUACACCACAAUAAUAAUAUCUGACUAUUGCUAUUCUUUCGUUUCGACAGACUUUGUAGGAUUCCGAGAACCAAAGCUGGUUGAUCUGAUCAAUAUAGUUGGUGUUAGAGUAAAGGUGAAGUGGAGAAGCAUAGGACUUGGGCUUGGUUUCAAGGGUUGGGAACUUGAUGGGAUUUACGCCACAAAGUGUAGAGAACUGGACCCUCCUCAAGAGUGUAUGACAGAGGUUUUUAGCCAGUGGAAGUCUGGGAAGAAAAGUGAAUACUCGUGGAAGAAACUGGCAGAAGUUCUUGUGCUGCCAACAGUUAAUGAACUUUCACUUUUGGGUCAUAUGUACAAAGAACUUAAUACGAAGUGAUAUUCAGACUAUAAUGCAUUAACUGUGGUAUUGUUUUGAAGUACUUUGUCUAGAAUAUAAUUGUCAAGCAUGGAUACUGGACAGGCGGCUGACAACCCAAACCUAUCAACUGCGACAUCCACAGCAUUUUGCAUAAUGCUCUCAGUAAGUCCCUCCCCCUUUUGAACUGUUAACCAAUUUAAACCUUUUAACUCCACUGAUACAAUCACAGAAGCAUGUUAAUAUCCAAUUAGUGAUUGCUGGUAGAAGUUUUUACAACUAUGUAAAACAAAGUGCAUCACAAUGCGGGAAGAGAGACAUACACCAGAAAUGAAUCACCCAAGGAUAACACACACUAUACACAAGAUACACAAGAGACAUCAUAAGACUGAGCAGGAGGAGCAGGCGUGGCCCUUCCCCUUCUCCAUCGUCUGAGUACUGAGUCUGAAGGACAUCUCUGUGUCUGCCACUGAGCUGAGACCCUCGUUCUUCCUCCACAGAGCCCGGGCCAUCCGCAUGAAGGUGCCCUCAAUGUUUGUGUUGUCUUUGGCCGAGGUCUCGAUGGCGUCCAGCAUGUUUUUCGUGGCAGCAUAUCUCUUGGCGUGAUUGAAGGGGACCUCUCGCAAACGAGGUUGGCUGGUGACAGUGUCUUUCUUGGUUCCAAUCAGUAACAUCACAGCAUCUGGACCUGCACAACAAUCUUUGUCUUAAAGUGUACUGUUUCUGUUGUGGAUGCGAAUCUAGCCACCAAAAUCAGUCCAUUUUCAAGUUGGUUUUGGUUUCUUGCAUACAGUUACUUUGCAUUUCAAGUGAAACGUUAUCCAUAUCCAAAAUCAGAAGGCUCAGAAAUCCCUUACUGCCUUAUGCAUCGGAGCAAACAGAAGAGAGACUGCUAAAAUGUUGUCUUCUCCUCUGUCUCACUCAGGCGAGUGUGUUGGCAAGUCAGGAGAGGCUGCAGUAUAUGGCUGCAUUCGGUGACAAGAAAGAGUACAUUGCCAUCAUUGAGGCUCAGCUCAGGAACGCCAGGAAGGAGAACAGUUCCCUGACGAAGGAGAAGGAGAUGAAGGGGCUCCAGCUGGUGUGGGAGACACAGAAACUGCGGGAGACGGAGGGAAAACUCCACCGCAAGGAGCAGGAGAUGGCACGCGGCCAGAAAGAGGUCUCGGUCUUCAAAAUGAGGCUCCACGAAAUGCAGGAGAAUCUGGAUAAAGCUGAGUCAAGUUGCAAGCAGCAGGAGGCCCAAGUCCAGUUGUUGGAGAGGGAGCUGGAACAACAGCAAUCGUUACGGGGACCCUCUCGCAGAAGAAGCACCAUCCCCCACCAAGACUCCUCUGCCACCUCUUCUCAUUCUUCCAGGGACCCUAGCACAGGUCUGAGUAGCAGUAGAGACCAACAGUCCCAGUCUCUAGCUGGAGAACUGGCAGACUGUGACGAGAGUGUCCGAGAGGGGAAGGUGGUAGUAGAGGGAGGAGGUGGAGGUGGGAAAGAGAAGGAGAACAGAGUGACAAAGUCCCCCAAGAGAGAGGGAAGGAGGAGGAGUGUCAAGUUGGGAGCUAUCAGUUUCCUGGAGGAGGUUGAGAGAGAGUUUGAGAAAAAGGCCAGCCAACAGGCUCCCGUGAAAAACACACAGACUGCUCUCUAUGGAAACAGACUCAAGGGUGGUUGCUGUGGUGCACCCGUGUAUCCAAGGGGCACUGGACAAGGCUCGAAAGCCAACCAAUGUCCACAGCAAUAAUGCUAUGUA